This is a messenger RNA of Dendroctonus ponderosae (mountain pine beetle), 4300 nucleotides long. RefSeq names its product phosphoribosylformylglycinamidine synthase. The transcript has 18 exons. Gene Ontology annotation, biological process: 'de novo' IMP biosynthetic process. The coding region runs from base 239 to 4210 and encodes 1323 amino acids. NCBI's taxonomy places the organism in Eukaryota, Metazoa, Arthropoda, Insecta, Coleoptera, Curculionidae. The record is from RefSeq and is a predicted model, not a curated record. Gene Ontology annotation, molecular function: phosphoribosylformylglycinamidine synthase activity.
UUUGUUUACGUUCUCAAUCUAAGCAUGUUAUUUUCCUUUAUUGCUUAAUUUUGAAUUACUCAAUGUCCGAUAACUGGUAAGCGAAGACAACAAGCUCUGACUCAAUAGCUGCCACUAGGCUUUGGAAAAAUAUGUGCUAGUCCUACGUACAUCUCUGAUAGUGUGGUAUUUUGUUCGAGAACACCAGCCCCAUCGUUGUUGAGUUAGUUUAAUUCAGCAGCUCAAACCUGUCGCAAGUAUGACCAUCAACAACUUGAUUUUACGAUUCUACAAGCAUCCAGGAUUUACACCGAGCAAACAGAAGGAGGUGUUAGUGCAGCUCCAGAAAGUUUCCGCAGCUGUUGAAGACCUAGAUACAGAACUGUGUUAUCAUGUCGAGGUCAGCAAGCCUUUGACUUCAGCGGAACUGAAGACUUUGCAAUGGAUCCUGCAAGAUUCGUUGGCACCAGCCAAACUAUCCGAGAAAAGCUUGGUAAAACCCUCUGCCAAUCAAGUGCUGAUCGAGGUGGGCCCCAGAUUCAACUUCUCCACGGCCUACUCCACAAAUGCUGUGUCAAUUUGCCAAAAUGUGGGGCUAAGCCAGAUCGUUCGCCUGGAAGUCUCCAGAAGAUAUUUACUUAAUCACAGACCAAAUGUGCAAGUUGCCCCAGAACUAUUCACCAAAUUGGCAUCUUCCCUUUUCGAUCGCAUGACCGAAUGUCUAUACACUCCCGAGAACCUGCCGAAAAACAGCUUCAACGAAAAGCUCAAGAAAAAGGAAAACAUCAAGGAAAUCGACAUACUGCAAAGAGGAGCCGAUGCUCUGAAAGAAAUAGACCGUGAACUAGGUCUAGCUUUCGAUGAAGCAGAUCUGGCAUACUACACGAAUCUUUUCAAAAAUGUCUUGAAGAGAAACCCCACAAAUAUUGAGUGCUUCGAUUUGGCACAGUCGAACAGCGAGCACAGCAGGCAUUGGUUUUUCAAGGGGAAAAUGAUUGUGGAUGGUGUGGAGUAUGAAGAAUCGCUGAUUGAUAUGAUUAUUGAGACGCAGAAACACUCAAACCCCAAUAAUGUUAUCAAGUUCAGCGACAACAGCAGUGCAAUCAGAGGAUAUAUCCAUCGCAGUUUACGACCAGCUAGUGCGGGUUCGGUCAGCGAGUUGCGUCAAGUUCCAUCAGAAUCCCAUCUGAUAUUCACAGCAGAAACGCACAAUUUUCCCACUGGAGUGGCUCCGUUUAGUGGGGCAACUACAGGCACGGGAGGACGCAUUCGAGAUGUCCAGAGCGUCGGAAGAGGAGGAUACUGCAUUGCUGGCACUGCCGGAUACUCCGUUGGGAACCUGCACAUACCGGAUUAUCAGCAACCGUGGGAGGACGAAAACUUCCAAUAUCCUUCAAACUUCGCUUCCCCAUUAGAAGUGCUGAUUCAAGCCAGCAACGGAGCCUCGGACUAUGGGAACAAAUUUGGCGAGCCUCUUAUUAGCGGCUUUGUACGCUCGUUUGGGCUUCACGAUGCAACUGAAAGAAGGGAGUGGAUCAAGCCAAUAAUGUUCAGCGGUGGGAUCGGAAGCAUGGAGGCAGACAUGACCGAAAAGUUACCACCCGAAAUAGGCCAUCAAAUCGUGAAGAUUGGCGGCCCGGUAUACAGAAUAGGCGUCGGUGGGGGCGCAGCCAGUUCUGUAGAGGUGCAAGGCGAUAACAAAGAAGAGCUCGACUUCAAUGCGGUUCAAAGAGGCGACGCUGAAAUGGAAAACAAACUGAACCGCGUUGUAAGAGCUUGUUUGGAACUGGGGAAGAAUAACCCCAUUAUUAGCAUCCAUGAUCAAGGAGCGGGCGGUAAUGGAAACGUGCUAAAAGAGCUGGUGGAACCGGCAGGAGGCACAAUAUACGCAAACCGAUUUGAACUUGGCGAUCCCACAAUUAAUCUCUUGGAACUGUGGGGCGCUGAAUACCAGGAGAACAACGCCCUAUUAUGUGCCAAAAGCAAUUUGGAGGUUUUGCGGACGAUUUGCCAACGAGAGAGGUGUCCUUUAAACAUUGUCGGAGAAGUAACCGGCUCUGGCUCAGUAGAAUUAGCCCUUGAUGAAUCCAAAUCGCUGGUUCCUUUCAACCUCAAGCUGGACCAUGUACUGGGAAAGAUGCCCAGGAAGGUGUUCAAGUUGGAAAGGAAAACACCACUCUUAAAUCACCUUAAAUUGCCUACCGCAACGUCCAUCUAUCACUGCCUUGAGAAGGUCUUGCGACUACCAUCGGUCGGGAGCAAACGAUAUCUCACCAACAAAGUUGAUAGAUGCGUUACGGGUUUGAUCGCUCAACAACAAUGCGUCGGGCCUUUGCAUACUCCUCUAGCAGAUGUGGCCGUUACCGCAAUAUCUCACUUUGGAUAUGAGGGAAUUGCGUCGUCUAUUGGAGAGCAGCCCAUAAAGGGCCUCAUCAACGUCGAAGCUGGAGCGAGGAUGUCAGUUGUUGAAGCCAUAAGCAACUUGGUGUUUGCUGGCAUUACUGAUCUUAAGGACGUGAAAUGCAGCGGAAAUUGGAUGUGGGCAGCUAAACUGCCGGGCGAAGGGGCCGCUCUAUACGAUGCCUGUAAGGCCAUGUGUAGCUUGAUGUCGGAAUUAGGGAUUGCUGUUGACGGUGGCAAAGACUCCCUUAGCAUGGCUGCUAGAGCGGGGAAAGACACUGUAAAAGCUCCCGGGACUUUGGUGAUUUCUACGUACGCCCCUUGUCCCGAUAUUAGAAAGGUGAUUACUCCUGAUUUCAAAGCGCCCUCAAUGGGCAAGCAAGGCGUGCUGCUGUUCGUAGAUAUUUCUCGCGACGCCAAUCGCUUAGGAGGAUCAGCGCUCGCUCAAUGUUGCAAACAACUGGGAAACAACGUUCCUGAUUUACACUCAGCCAAAGACUUGAAAAAUGCCUUCGCUGCCACUCAGGAACUGAUCAAAGAUGGGGCGGUGCUGGCCGGCCACGAUGUUAGUGAUGGAGGACUGAUUGUGACUCUAUUGGAGAUGUGUUUUGCUGGAAUGAGCGGGAUGAAGGUUCAUGUCAAGCACAGACAAGGCAAACCGAUAGAGGUUUUAUACUCAGAAGAAGUCGGCUGGGUGCUGGAAGUCCUGGAAAAAGACGUCGGGUAUUGCAUGUCGGUGUUUCAAGGCUACCACGUGCCAGUAUUUGACAUCGGAAGGAGCGUCGGUUAUGGGAUCAAGUCGGAAAUUACCAUAGCAGUUAACAACGCGACCCUGGAAAGCACAGUCUUACCGCUGAUGCGAAGAUGGGAAGAAACCAGUUAUAGACUGGAGCUAAGGCAAACAAUCAAAGAAUGUGCCGACUCAGAAUUCGCCUCGUUAGCGACGAGAACUGGGCCCAAAUACUUAUUAACUUUUGAUCCAGAUUUCGAGAACGUGUUCCGGGCUGAAAAAAUAUCUGUAGCCGUCAUACGGGAAGAAGGUAUCAACAGCGAUAGGGAAAUGGCCGCAGCUUUAGUUCGCGUAGGGUUCAAAGUAUGGGACGUUACAAUGCAAGAUCUACUAACUGGAGCUGCCACUCUUAAUAUGUUUAGGGGCGUUAUAUUCCCGGGCGGGUUUAGCUAUGCUGAUGUAAUGGGUUCCGGCAAGGGCUGGGCGGCGAGUAUUCUCUUCCACGACAAGGUCAAAGAACAAUUUACAACGUUUUUCAACAGACCGGAUACAUUCAGUUUGGGCGUAUGCAAUGGGUGCCAAUUGAUGGCUCUUAUUGGCUGGGUUGGCACACCAUUAGCAAACGAGUUCGCGAUUCCCGAUAUAACUCUGGAGCAUAACAAGUCUGAAAGGUUCGAAUGCAGGUGGAGCACAGUGAGAAUAGAGAAAUCUCAGGCCAUUAUGUUGAAAGACAUGGAGAAAUCCGUUCUAGGUGUUUGGGUGGCACAUGGUGAAGGGCGGUUUGCCUUCAAAGACAAUACAAUCUAUAAUAAGUUGGUGAAAGAUGGACUGGUCGCUUUGAGGUACGUGGAUGAUAACAGUCUGCCCACUGAGGUGUAUCCAAUGAAUCCCAAUGGAAGCCUAGAAGGUCUAGCAGGCGUUUGUUCUCCGAAUGGAAGGCACUUAGCCAUUAUGCCGCAUCCUGAAAGAUGUGUGCAGCCUUUCCAAUGCCCGUAUAUGCCGAGGGAAUGGAUCCACUAUCAAAAGAGCCCUUGGGAAAAGAUGUUCAAGAAUGCCUUCGAUUGGUGCACGAACAAUAAAUGCCUUAUGGUCUACCACUAACCAACUGGCCUGCCAAGCAAGUGGUUGGAGUUUUUAAAUAAGUGCAAUUGCGCAAAUGGCCUUAAUAUAUAUAUAGUUAUUUGUUGAUCA